This is a messenger RNA of Capsicum annuum, 2628 nucleotides long. Its product is annotated as scarecrow-like protein 14. Lineage: Eukaryota; Viridiplantae; Streptophyta; Magnoliopsida; Solanales; Solanaceae. Gene Ontology annotation, molecular function: sequence-specific DNA binding; DNA-binding transcription factor activity. The transcript has a single exon. Gene Ontology annotation, biological process: regulation of DNA-templated transcription. The coding region runs from base 427 to 2499 and encodes 690 amino acids. Gene Ontology annotation, cellular component: nucleus. The record is from RefSeq and is a predicted model, not a curated record.
AAAACAAUGAGGAAACGAAACCAAGUAGUAGUACAAACAAAAUACACUAAUCAUCGAGACAAAAGUUAAACCGAUAACUUGCUAGGCUACUUAGCUUAGCCGGUCACGAGUGGUUGGGUUCUUCAUCAUCAUCAACAACAUCUGCUUCCAGGAAGUUGCCAUUUUUUUCAUUGAAUAUUCCGUUCUUUCUUUCCCUAUUAUUAUUGUACACUACUAUAUAUUAAUUAGACUAGUCCGUUUCUUAGCUUCCAAGCUCAAAUUUUCUUCUUCUUCUUCAACUACUACUACUACAACUCCCAACAGCAUCACUAAAAAGAUUUAAAAUAUACAGGUACCUAUUUCAGUUGCUAUUUUUUGUUUCAUUGUUUUUGAUUCUUGAUUUCUUCAAUCAAACGUCUCAUAAUUCAGUAGCUGAAAGCUACUUCCAUGGAAGCUCUAUUCCAAGAACAGCUUUUUCAUUCUCCUGAUGCUUUCAUUUUUAGGCACUCUUCAAUUCCAAUGGAUCCAAGAAAUGAUUUUGUACAAAAUGGCACUAGUACGAUAUUCAAUAAUCUUGCUAGUUUUGAUGAAGAUUACCCUCAUGCCCUUUCAAAUCAUGUUGUUGGUGAGGGAAAUUCUUCUCCUCCUCCUCAAGAGGAAGGGGAAGGGGAAGGGGAAGGGGAAGGGGACUACUCUGAUGCAAUGUAUAAAUUCCUAAGUCAGAUGCUUAUGGAAGAGGAUGAUUUGGAGAAUAAGCCAUGUAUGUUCCAUGACUGCAUGGCUCUCCAAGCUACUGAAAAAUACUUAUCUGAUGUCCUUCAUGGAUCCGAAAAUUACAAUUCCCCUCAAUCUGUCAUCAUCAAUCCACAGGAUUAUUCCUCUAGUCUCCUCAGCAACACUUCACCUGAUUCUAUUGAGUCUCCUCAAUGGAAUCUUGAUUUUGAAUCCCCCGUUUCGGUGGAGGGUUUAUCUGGUGUCUCCAAUCAUGACUCUUUGUUCACUUCCUUUGGCAACAACCAAUUUAACCUGCUAUAUAAGGGAAGUGAAGAAGAAGAACCUGCUAAUAUCUUCCAAAGUGGCAGCAGCAGCAAUUCACCGACCGACUCGAGGAAAAAGAAAAAUCGCCAUCGAGGAGAUGCUGCUGCAGACCAGCAGAGGAGUAACAAACAGUUGGCCACAUUUGCUCAUGAUGAAUCUGAACCGUUGGAAAUGUAUGACAAUGUGUUGCUUUGUUUAAAUAAUCCAUAUGUGGAACAACAUAGCGCUACUAGUGUUACUUCCUGCUCACCUAAUGAAACCAAAAAAACAACCAAAGUUGGAAGGCCGAAAGGUGGUAGGAAGCAUGGCAGCAAUAUCAAGAAGGAAGUGGUGGAUUUGAGGGGUCUGCUGACUCAAUGUGCUCAGGCCAUAGCGAGCUACGACAGCAGAACAGCUACUGAGUUGCUGAUGCGGAUAAGAGAACACUCUUCACCAUAUGGAGAUGGGACGGAGAGGCUGGCUCAUUAUCUCGCCAAUGCCCUUGAAGCCCGCCUGUCCGGCACAGGAACAGCCUUGUAUACAGCGUUUGCAUCCAGCAGGAUAUCAGCUGCUCAGAUUUUGAAAGCUUACAAGGCAUUUAUCACCGCAUGCCCGUUCAGGUUGCUGUCAAACAUUUUUGCAAACAAGUAUAUCCGAAAGCUCAUUGCUGGAGAACCAAAGAUACACAUAAUUGAUUUUGGAAUCUUAUAUGGUUUCCAAUGGCCCUGCCUCAUACAAGGUCUAUCCAUGAGGCCUGGGGGACCACCAGAGCUUCGCAUUACUGGAAUCGAUCUUCCCCAGCCUGGUUUCAAGCCAGCAGAGAGGGUUGAGGAGACAGGGCGUCGCCUGGAGAAGUACUGCAAAAGAUUUAAGGUCCCUUUCGUAUUUAAAGCCAUAGCGAAGAAGUGGGAAAGCAUCACGGUUGAAGAGCUUGAGAUUCAAAGGGAUGAGGUGCUGAUAGUUAACAGUUUGUAUAGGCUAGGGAACAUACCCGAUGAGACAGUAGUGCAAAACAGUCCAAGGGACGCUGUCCUAGAUUUGAUCAGGAGGAUCCGUCCUGAUAUGUUCAUCCAUGGAGUGUUGAACGGGACUUUCAACACUCCAUUUUUUGUCACACGGUUUAGAGAGGCGCUUUUUCACUACUCUUCCCUGUUCGAUAUGUUUGAGGCUAGCCUACCCCGCGAGGAUGAGGACAGAAAGCUUUUUGAGGAAGAGGUUUUUGCAAGAGAUGCUAUGAAUGUGAUCGCUUGUGAAGGAACAGAGAGAGUCGAGAGACCUGAAACGUACAAACAGUGGCAACUUAGAUGUGUUAGAGCUGGAUUCAAACAGCUGCCACUUGACCAGGAGAUUGUGAAGACAGUCAGCAAUAAAGUGAGGUCGGAGUACCACAAGGACUUCUCAGUUGAUGAAGAUGGCCGCUGGAUGCUACAAGGAUGGAAGGGGCGCGUGCUUUACGCUCUCUCUUGUUGGAAGCCUACUAGGCUGUCUGCAAAAUUGAUCUAGUUUAUUAGGCCAUUUCUUGUAUGGUCAACUUUAGGUCAUGGCUGUUCUUUUCAUUUGCUAGUGACUAGUGAGUAUAUCUUUGUUUGUAUCAGCAUUCUGGAAUUUAUUAAUUUGGUUUCACUCUCUCAA